This is a messenger RNA of Aureobasidium musti, 420 nucleotides long. NCBI's taxonomy places the organism in Eukaryota, Fungi, Ascomycota, Dothideomycetes, Dothideales, Saccotheciaceae. The record is from the annotation of a GenBank genome assembly.
AUGGGCACCUAUCUGGAGCCAGGAACCUUCAACAUCAUCACCCCUGCUCUGCAUGAGCCUAUCACGACCCACCGCAAGAAGAAGUCGCAGUCUCGACAGCACCACGGUCCACCUGUUCAGAUCAUUUCUCCAGCANAACCCCCUCGCGGCACCAGUCGCCCCAUCUUGAGUUUGCCCACUGAGCUACUGGUUGACGUCAUCGGGUAUGGCAGCCAAAGAGACAAAUUGGCUUGGAUGUUGGUGGGUCGCAAAUUCAUCGACCCCGCCGAGCGCGCACUCUGGCGCGUCUGCAGUCGUGCUGGGUUCUUCCAACUCAUGAGCAUGGAUGGCGAGAAGAGAGGACGUCUUGUCAAGAUGAUAAGUCACCUCGAUGUUGGAGACGAACCAUCCUGUGGCCGUGGUGGUAUCANNUGGGCAUAA